Malassezia pachydermatis is the source of this 645-nucleotide messenger RNA. Its product is annotated as med14-domain-containing protein. Gene Ontology annotation, cellular component: core mediator complex; mediator complex. The transcript is spliced from 2 exons. Bases 1 to 645 code for a protein of 214 amino acids. Gene Ontology annotation, molecular function: transcription coregulator activity. The record is from RefSeq and is a predicted model, not a curated record. Lineage: Eukaryota; Fungi; Basidiomycota; Malasseziomycetes; Malasseziales; Malasseziaceae. Gene Ontology annotation, biological process: regulation of transcription by RNA polymerase II.
AUGAGCACGGUUAGCGCCGAAGGUGCGAUGCCAGCCAUGGAAGUACUGCUCCAGGAACUUCCUCUAGAGGAUAAUGGGCUGGUAUCCUUAGGUGUAUUAGCUGAGCGUCUGUCGAAUAGCGCGUACCAGACCAUCCAAAGCUUGGGUGAUACGCUUCCAUCGCUUUCAAGCAAUGCCAAGCGUGCGAAGAUUUACGCUACAGCUAUUGAGUUGCGCAAGAUCUUCAUUAAACUACUUGUGUUGGUGCGGUGGUCCAAAGAUGCAGACCUUUUGAACCGUGCACGCAACGUUGUUGGACUACUGGUCGAGCAGCAGUGGGCUCAUGAAGAUGUCUUCUCUGGUCUAACGCAAGUGCGUAAGAUCCUUCCCAAUGCUCGCAUGUGCGACGCUGACCUAGUCACAGCCAUCGAUGUAUUGCGCUCAGGAACCUAUGAAAGACUACCCCUUUCUAUCAAGGACAGCACGAUCCCUGCUAAGCCCCUUUCAGACGCGGAGGCCUUGGCGGUGCUCCAUGAUCUUGACGAAAUUUUAAGUGUGCGUCUAGCCUGCUCAGAAACCAUACCUCUCGGUAUGAAACUGAAGAAUAUUGAAGAUGGAAAAGCAUACUUUGAAGCCAAGGGCUUAUACAAUUGGGCCAAAUUCUGA